AUGAAGCUGAUGUACAUGCAUGACAAUUCGGAAAACCUCACUGACAGCUUUAAAAUCCAGCUAUCAGAUGGGAAACAUAAAGUCCUCAGAACCAUUUCAGUAAAGGUCAUUCCAGUUAAUGAUGAGAAACCAGUGCUGCGCAAGAACGAUGAUAUAGAGGUGAACAUGGGUGAAAGUCGUAUAAUUUCUAGUGCUGUUCUGUCAGCAGAAGAUAAAGAUACCCCCAGGGAGAGAAUUUACUACUUAUUUGAAAGACUUCCAGAAAAUGGUCAGCUUCAGCUCAAGGUAGGCCAAGGCUGGAUGACUCUCCAAACUGGAAUGAAGUGCACUCAGGAAGAACUGGAUAUGAACCUAGUGAGAUAUGUCCAUACAGGAGCUAUAGGGUCCAAGAACCAAGACAGCUUCACAUUUUAUCUGUGGGAUGGGUACAACAGAUCCCCAGCUGUGGACUUCUACAUAAAUAUCAAGGACAUGGAAAAGGGAGACAUUGCUGUUUUCAUAAAACCUCUUAGAGUGCCAAAAGGGGAUCGGGGCUACAUUUCAACUGAUGUCCUCCUUGCACUAGAUGGUACUGACAAGCCAGAGGAGCUCCUCUAUGUGAUAACCUCCCCACCCCAGUAUGGACAAGUAGAGUAUGUUGGCUAUCCUGGCAUCCCCAUUACGAGCUUCAGUCAAAUGGAUGUAGCAAGACAGAUAGUCUGCUAUGUUCACAACACAAAGGCAGUUGUUCCUGAAGACACAUUCAGAUUCAUCAUCAGCAAUGGACUGAGGACUAAGCAUGGGACAUUCAUGAUCUCCUUGGAGGCAGUUGACCACGCUUUGCCCACACUAUCUAGGAAUACCGGGUUAAGAUUAGUGGAAGGCGCUAUGGCACUUUUUUCUCCUGAUGUCCUGCAGCUUUCAGACCCAGACACUGCCAAAGAAAACCUUACCUUCCUCUUGGCUCAGCUCCCGCAAUACGGUCAUCUCUAUUAUCGAGGGGCUGUGCUACUGCAGUACAAUUUCACCCAGCAAGAUGUGGACAACAGGGAUGUUGCAUACAAGCACCGAGGUGGAAAUUCCCAGAUUGACAGAUUUACAUUUGUUGCAACAGAUAGGACUAAUCAAGGCUUCAUCGUGAAUGGGAGGGUGCAGAGCGAGCCAGUGGCAUUCACCAUUCAGGUGGAUCAUUUGGACAAAAUGGCACCAAAAAUUAUUCAUCUCCAUUGUUUUUCUGAUGUGGAACUGCUGAAGAAUGGCAAUUAUGGGAUCUAUAUUACUGCCAGAUCCCUGAAGGCAUCUGACCCCAAUACAGAAGAUGACAAAAUAAUUUUUAAGAUUUUACGAGGUCCUCAUUAUGGCUACCUGGAAAAUGUAACAACAGGUGGAUUUAUUCAGGAAGGCUUUAGCCAAAAGGAUUUAAACAGCAAAGUCAUACUUUAUGUCAUCAAUCCAUUGCGGGAAGUGAAUUCAGACGACUUGGAGUUUCAAGUCACAGAUGACAGUGGAAACUCGGCGGUGCCCCAAAGGCUGGAGCUACGGUGGUCUCGGAUUGAAAUGCAACAGACUGAAUACGAAGUGUGUGAGAGCGUGGGAGUGGUGUCUCUGAAAAUCACCAGAGCAGGACACGCUGCAGAGUCCGCCUUUAUCGCAGUGAAGGUCAAUGAAAUAUCUGCUAUGCUGGGAAAGGACUUUACAGUGACUCCCUCCAAGCUUGUCCAGUUUGAUCCAGGAAUGUCAACCAAGAUGUGGAAUAUAGCAAUUACCUAUGAUGGAUUAGAGGAAGAUGAUGAAGUCUUUGAAGUAGUUCUGAACUCCCCUGUGAACGCUGUUCUUGGCACCCGGACAAAAGCUGUAGUGAAAAUUUUGGACUCAAAAGGAGGUCAGUGCAGCUAUUCCCAUUCUUCUGGCCAAAGCAAGCACGACUUCUGGGGGAGAGGCACGCUGUUUCCAGUUUCCUCGGGCUCCUCAUCACCUCCCAGGCCUGGCAAUACUCCCUUGGAAAGGAUCCCACUACUUCCUUCCAAAGGGAUGAGAGAGCAUGGAGAGGACCCGCGGCAGGAACACAGCUUGGCGAAUCAGUCAAAGACCAGGCUGAGAGUGACUGGAAAUGGCACAAUAGUUCGUCCUUCAUCUGUAUUUAGAAAUGGAACUGAUGUGGUUUUCAAAUAUCACGGGAUGGUAUCACUCAAAAGAGAGGAUGACACCUCAUCAGCUAAAGCAAACAAGAAGGCUCAAGUGUCAGUAAUUAACCAAGCACAACCACAGAUAAAUGUCGUCUCCUCUAGGAAGACAGAAAUCCCACAAGCUGAUAAGGCAGAACUGGCAUCUGAACUAAGCUCAAGACAUCAGGACUUUUACUCUUUUCCAAAGGCCUGUACACCAGAUUUAAAGGGGCUCUUGCAUUAUGAAGAAAGCACUCAAAAGUUAUUUCAGUGUGAUGGGAUUAUAUGGAAAUUCUGGAAUUCCCAAAGCAAGGAG
This is a messenger RNA of Fulmarus glacialis (Northern fulmar), 2460 nucleotides long. RefSeq names its product FRAS1-related extracellular matrix protein 1-like. Gene Ontology annotation, biological process: cell communication. NCBI's taxonomy places the organism in Eukaryota, Metazoa, Chordata, Aves, Procellariiformes, Procellariidae. The record is from RefSeq and is a predicted model, not a curated record. The transcript is spliced from 15 exons. Gene Ontology annotation, cellular component: membrane. The annotation marks the transcript as partial.